AUGCUGCCGUCCGUCAGCCUCCGUCUCUCCCGACGCACCCUGCCCUUGAAGAAUUUCAUCUAUAGUCAACAUAGCCAUGGAUACUUAUCGACCCUCAACACCAAAGUCGGAAUUUUAAUCACCCGGAAUCCUCAAAUUCGUCCCUCUUCUACUUCGAUUCCUCAGACAUCAACCUCAACAAUCCACUCAACGGCAGUUCGGUCUCUCGAUCUCAAUGUGAAGACCCCUAACCCGGCAACCCAUUACAUUCCACCCCAGACCGGUCUGAUCGCCUCAUUGCCCUCGUCAUGGAUCCCAUAUGCCGAAUUAGCCCGCCUGGAUAAACCCACAGGCACAUACUAUCUAUUCUUCCCGACUCUUUUCUCAACUCUCAUGGCCGCGCCUAUGGCAGCCAAUGUCACUCCGAUGCAGGUGCUCGGCACGGCCGGACUUUUUUUCGCCGGAGCUUUGAUCAUGCGUGGCGCCGGGUGCGCCAUUAAUGACCUGUGGGAUCGAAACCUCGACCCACAUGUAGAACGUACCAAGUUCCGUCCUAUCGCCAGAGGGGCAGUUUCCGCGCCCAAGGCUGUUCUCUUUACAGGCAGCCAAUUGUUGGCCGGACUGGGAGUACUUGUUCAAUUUCCGAUCCAGUGCUUCUGGUAUGCGAUACCCAGCUUGCCCAUUGUUGUGGCAUAUCCCUUGGCUAAACGAGUCACCAACUACCCCCAGGUGGUGCUGGGUUUCGCCUUCUCGUGGGGAGCAAUUAUGGGCUUUCCGGCUCUGGGUGUAGAUCUAUUGGUCAACCAUGAUGCUCUCCUGGCCGCAGGGGCCCUUUAUUCUAGUUGUAUUGCAUGGACGGUUCUUUACGAUAUGAUAUACGCGCACAUGGACAUCAAAGACGAUGUGGCUGCGGGAAUCAAAUCAAUCGCUCUGCGCCAUGAACAUAAUACCAAGGCCGUCUUAACGGGUUUGGCAGCGACCCAGGUGGCCCUUCUAGGUGCGGCAGGGGUCGCCGCAGGCUGUGGUCCAGUCUUCUUUGUUGGCAGCUGUGGCGGUGCCCUUCUUUCUCUGGGCCUGAUGAUCUGGAAAGUUCAGCUGAAGAGUGUCUCAAAUUGCUGGUGGUGGUUCAAAAACGGGUGUUUAUUGACCGGUGGAGGGAUCACGGUGGGCCUCCUCGGCGAAUAUGCCGCUCAACGUCUGGGUUUGUACGAUAGAACUGAACAAUCCGGGUCCGAGUCGACACAAUGA
Messenger RNA from Penicillium odoratum, 1227 nucleotides. RefSeq names its product putative para-hydroxybenzoate-polyprenyltransferase Coq2. The coding region runs from base 1 to 1227 and encodes 408 amino acids. Gene Ontology annotation, biological process: ubiquinone biosynthetic process. Gene Ontology annotation, molecular function: 4-hydroxybenzoate polyprenyltransferase activity. Lineage: Eukaryota; Fungi; Ascomycota; Eurotiomycetes; Eurotiales; Aspergillaceae. The transcript has a single exon. The record is from RefSeq and is a predicted model, not a curated record. Gene Ontology annotation, cellular component: mitochondrial inner membrane.